AUGGACACCAGGAUAGCCCCUGAUGUGUCUUCUGACCCCCUUUCUUCUAUAGUCAUAGCCCCUGAACCUCCUUUGCCCGAUGUGAAACAGUAUGAGGUGGUAUGGCCUCGGCGCCUGGCAACAUCCCGCUCCCGUAGAGACCUGCCCUCCCAUGAGGGCCUGUACCCAGAGAAUCUGAGCUAUGCUCUUGGGACCAGAGGGCACAUUUUCACCUUGCACCUUCAGAAGAACAGGGACCUGCUGGGCUCACGCUACAUAGAGACCUUCUCAGCUGCCAAUGGUUCUGAGGUGAAGGAGCAGCUGCAUGGACAGGACCACUGCCUCUACCAGGGCCAUGUGGAAGGGUACCAGGGCUCAGCUGCCAGCCUUAGCACCUGUGCUGGCCUCAGGGGCUUUUUCCAGGUUGGGACCACUGUCCACUUGAUUGAACCUCUGGAAGGUGAUGAAGAGGGGCAACAUGCAAUGUACGAGGCAAAGCACCUGCAUGAGAAAGCUGGAACCUGUGGGGUCAACACCAGCCUGGAUGACCUAGGACCUCGGGCCUUAGAAAUCUACAGGUCUCAGCCCCGGAACUGGCUAAUCCCCAGAGAAACCCGCUAUGUGGAGCUGUAUGUGAUCACAGACAGCCGAGAGUUCCAGAAGUUGGGGAGCAGAGAGGCCGUGCGCCAGCGAGUGCUGGAGGUAGUAAACCACGUGGACAAGCUUUAUCAGGAACUCAAUUUCCGUGUGGUCCUGGUGGGCCUGGAGAUCUGGAGAUGGGACAAGUUCUCCAUCAGCCCCAGUGCCGAUGAUACAUUGGAGAACUUCUUGACCUGGAGGGAACAGAACUUGCUAGGCCAGCACCCACAUGACAACGUGCAACUUAUCACGGGGGUUGAUUUCACCGGGACCACUGUUGGACUGGCUAAGGUGUCUGCCAUGUGUUCCCGGCACUCAGGAGCUGUGAACCAGGACCACCUCAGGAACCCCAUUGGUGUAGCAUCCACCAUGGCCCAUGAGAUGGGCCACAACUUGGGCAUGACCCAUGAUGAAAACAUCCAUGGCUGCUAUUGUCCUAUACCACGGGAGGCUGGUGGCUGCAUCAUGACUGCAAACUUUGGCUCCGAGUUCCCCAAGAAAUUCAGCAGGUGUAGCCAGGUUGACCUAGAGUCAUUCGUGAUGAAGCCCCAGACAGGCUGCCUGACCAAUGCCCCAGAUGUCAACCGGUUCGUGGGUGGCCCCGUGUGUGGAAACGGAUUUUUAGAGCGUGGAGAGCAGUGCGACUGUGGUACACCUCAGGACUGUAAGAACCCCUGCUGCAAUGCUACCACUUGCCAGCUGGUCACAGGGGCGGAGUGUGCCUCCGGUGCCUGCUGCCAUAAGUGCAAGGUGAAGCCAGCUGGUGAGCUGUGUCGUCCUAUGAAGGACAGAUGUGACCUGGAGGAGUUCUGUGAUGGCCAGAGGCCAGCAUGCCCUGAAGAUGCUUUCCAACAGAAUGGCACACCCUGCCCUGGGGGCUACUGCUUUGAUGGGAACUGCCCCACACUGACACAGCAGUGCCAAGAUCUGUGGGGGCCAGGUGCCCGGGCUGCAUCAGACUUCUGUUUUACCUUUAACAUCCCUCAGGGUUGCAGUGGCAGUCUGUACCCUGACAGGAUGAACCGAUGUGGGGUGCUGUACUGUGAGGGAGGCCAGAAGCCCCCUGAACGUUCCUCCUGCACUUUCCCCACCAUAUUUGGAGUUUGCCAAGCCCUCUCCACAGACAGCAACACUGACACCUAUGAGCUAGUACUCCAGGGCAUCAAGUGCGAGGAGGGGAAGGUUUGCAUGAAUGGACACUGCCAGGACCUCCGUGUAUAUGGACCUGAGAACUGCUCUGCUAAGUGCAACAACCAUGGGGUAUGCAACCACAAGAGGGAGUGCCACUGCGAUGCGGGUUGGGCCCCACCCCACUGUGCACAGAGGCUGGCAGAUAUACCAGGUAAACAAGCAGCAUCUGGAAGCUUUCCAGUCGGUGUGCUGGUAUUCCUGGUGAUCCUGCUGGCUGCGAUGGUCAUCCUGGCAGGUGUCAUCAUCUACCGAAAGGCCCAGAGCCAAGUCCAGAGGAGGAGUGUGGCACCCAAGCCCACCACAGGGCUCUGCAACCCCCUGUUCUACACAGGGGAUGGCAGCCUGCCAGAUAAGAGCAGGCCUCCAGGCCCUCCAGAUGUAGUUUCGACCAACCAGCCCCUGAGACCCACAGAGACACCAAAGAGGCCGCCCCCUGCACCUCCAGCUGCUGUGUCCUGUCCACCACUCCCAGUUCCAGUUUAUGCCCAGCAGGUGCCAGAUCUGCUUAAACCUGUUCCACCCACCAUGCCCCUCCCAAAGCUGAAACCCAAGCAGGUCAAGCCAAACUCUGCACCCCCAACACCACCAGUCAAGCCUGGGACUGAAGGGCCCAUGCCUGGAGUGACUCAGGUGAGCCCCCAUCAGGAAGGGUCUGUCUUGCUGGAACCAUCCUGCUGACUGGCAUUGCUCUGGAGGCUGGG
Molecule: messenger RNA, 2510 nt
Organism: Peromyscus eremicus (cactus mouse)
Lineage: Eukaryota; Metazoa; Chordata; Mammalia; Rodentia; Cricetidae
Gene: Adam8
Product: ADAM metallopeptidase domain 8
Exons: 23
Coding region: 1-2487 (828 amino acids)
Biological process (GO): regulation of cell-cell adhesion; positive regulation of cellular extravasation; positive regulation of membrane protein ectodomain proteolysis
Molecular function (GO): cell adhesion molecule binding; metalloendopeptidase activity
Source: RefSeq, a predicted model, not a curated record